AUGGCUUCCGUUCCGUCCCCCCUCAUUGCCGUCGUGACCGGCGGCAACCGUGGCAUCGGCCUGGCCACCGUCCGGGCCCUCGCCGGCGUGGCCGACACGGUCAUCAUGGGCACGCGCAGCCUCGAGGCCGGCGCCGCCGCGCUCGAGACCGAGACGCUAGCCGGCGUGAGCAACGUGGUGCCGAUGGAGCUGGACGUGGCGUCUGACGCGUCGGUCGCCUCGUUUGCCGACGCCGUCAAGCUCGCCUACGGCGCCGUGGGCAUCCUCGUCAACAACGCCGGUAUCAUUGGCGAGGAGACGUUCGGCACUCCGCUGCUGGAGAGCCGCAUCGAGGACUUUACGCGGGCGUUCGACGUCAACACGCUCGGCGCCAUCCGCAUGAUGCAGGCCCUCGUGCCAGACAUGGUCGCCGCCAGCUACGGCCGCGUCGUCAACAUCUCGUCGGGCAUGGGCCAGCUGAGCGACAUGGGCUCGGGUACCAGCCCGUAUCGCCUCUCCAAGUCGGCGCUCAAUGCCGCCACUCGUGUCCUCGCCAACGAGGUCGAGGGCUCCGGUGUCUUUGUCGUCUGUACCUGCCCAGGAUUUGUCGACACCGACAUGACCAACCACCGUGGUCACAUCAAGCCGUCCGAGGCCGCUGAGAACAUCGCCUACCUCGCCACUCUCCCCAGCGAUGCCGCAGACCAUUCGGGUGGCUUCUUCCGUAACAAGAAGCGGAUCGACUGGUAG
Thecamonas trahens ATCC 50062 is the source of this 729-nucleotide messenger RNA. Its product is annotated as short-chain dehydrogenase/reductase SDR. Gene Ontology annotation, cellular component: membrane. NCBI's taxonomy places the organism in Eukaryota, Apusomonadida, Apusomonadidae. The coding region runs from base 1 to 729 and encodes 242 amino acids. The record is from RefSeq and is a predicted model, not a curated record. The transcript has a single exon.